UCUCUCUCUCUCUCUCUCUCUUUCUCUUUCCUUUUCCCUCUCCCCCUCCUUCCGCCCCCCCCUCCGCGCGACCCCCCCCACACGUGGAGAUGGGUCCCUCCUCCCCCCCAGCCCGGGGCGCGGAGGCGUCCCUCUGGCCGACCGGUCGGCCACUCCCCUCCUUCCGCCUGUCCUUCCUGGCGGUGGUCUUCGGCUUGCUGAUGACCAAGGUGGUCUUCUCAACCGACGCCGAGGGGCUGACACUUCGCUCUGGGGUCACUCUGCUCUUGCGCGCAUCCUUCGAGGCUCUCUUCGCCCUGGUGGCCCUGUCCUCGGUGGUGGCCCUAUCCUCGGUGGUGAACCCGGUAUCCCUGCCUGGCCAGCCGGCUGCCACCGAGACUGCCUCCAAGACAAUCCCGACGACGGAGCCCGCUGCGGCACACUGUCCAGAAGGUCCCCCCUCAGCGGUCAUGGAUGUUGCUUGUCCCACCGAAAGGAGCGCCUCCCUGCAGGCAUCCCCCUCGCCGCGGUCAACCCCCCUGCACGGGUCGGCGCCGGAUUCGGAACCCCCUCCCCCUGCGUCGGCUGCAGUUCCGCCUACCGCUGCGGCAGUUUGCUCCAAUGCCCGAGUCGAUGAGGUGAUCUUGGCUGCGCCCACCGUGCCCGAUGCCGGUGGUAUGCUUGACCCGGCCAAUGCUCCGACUGCUGGUGCUUCCACGAUAGACCCCGGCGCCGGAGGCAUCACAGCCGCACUCCUUGCCGCCGGUGCCACCGCCACCGGCCCUGAGCCAGCCUACUCCCUGCAGGACAAUGCCGGGCUCCUGCCGCUGUUGGCCGCCAACGACGUGCGCCUGGCGCUGUCAUCCCUGCCUCGAGGCGAGCACCUCAAGCGCAUGCUCAACAGCCGGAGUCGGCCUCACCUGCGCACGUAUGUGCUGCAAGUCCACCUCCCGCUGUCAAUCCCGACCAGCAUCCCGGGCGGUCUCCGGCCCGGUCUUGCCACGGCUUCCGAGCAUGCGGCCCACUUUUCCUCAAAGAGCGUCUCCAACGGCCUGACGGGGCUCCCCCGGCGGUGGGCCGUCGAGCGCAGCAUGACCGACUUCCUGGUCCUCUCCCGACAGCUCCGUACCCUGGCCUACCCGGAUGCCCUGGUGCGUCUGGGCCGGACCCGGGCCCCGGUUUCGAGUGCCGAGGCGCCGGUCAUCCCACCGCCGGCUUCCUGGUAUGCGGCCUCCUCGGCCACCAUCGCCCCGGCUGGGUCUCGUCUGGCCGGGCACAUCAGUGCCUUUGCCGCGGCGGCCUUCGCCAAGACCCCGCGCACUGAGGCCGGGCCCGACUCGACCAGCGAGCCGCCCGGCUCCGAGGGCGACAGCUCCACGGAGGGCACGCGCGGCGGUGUGGGCGCCGAUGCCCUCCUCCGCCAUCCCUGGCUUGUGCAUUUGGACCUGGACCGGUUGAGUGGUCUUGUGCAGUCUGGUGCUCGCCAGGGGAGCUUCAGCCAGCAUCGCACUGGCGGCUGGGUCGACGAUGCCCCCGGCGCGCCGGAGGCCAUCGCCGACACUUCCGGUGAUGAGACGGCCCCGGUGUCACCGGUCGCAUUGGCAGCCGGCGACACCGGCCCCGAGCCGCCGGUUCCUGACUCGGCCCUCCCUCGGUCGAGCACGGCCAUUGCCCCGGCCACUUCGGAGCUGGACCUCCUGCAAAAUGCCAUGUCACUACACACAACCACUUCGGCCCAGCCGGCGUCCGGUGAUGGCCGGUCCACGGGCACGCUUCCAGCUCGGUCUGGCCAGCGCCUGCUCUCGGAUGACACCGCCCUCCCGGGACUGGCACAUGAUCGCGAGGCAUGCGAGCUGCAGAUCAUCCUCGAGCGCUUCCUGGUCGCCGCCAUGUCUGAUCCAAACAUCCGCGACUCGCCAGCCGCGGCACGGGCGCUUUGGCGAUUCCUCCGGCCACGGUCGAUGGACUUGGAGCCGACCAACUCCACUCUGGCCGCGCCGAUGACAUACCUGGCUCCAUCGGGGUCCGUGCUCCUGGCCAAUCCCCUGCCAGCACGCACGCUGUUCAGCUCCUUCGCGGCGGAUGGCGUAUCAGAGCUCUUUGUCCCGGUGGCGGCCAUCGGCAGCAUUUGUCCCACUGCUUUGUCUGGCAGCCCAGCGACCGAGAUGUCCUCCUCCUCCUCCUCCUCGGGAUCGCCCAUGCCAGUGGCUCUCAAUUCAGACCCCCUGUUGGAAGGUGUCGGUCCGCUUCGCAUGGCAGACUCGACCUCCAACGGCGAGGCAACGCCCCUUCCAGGCAGCGAGAAGCCUGUCCGCGUCAAUGGCAGCUACGCUUCCGACCCACAGGAGUUGGAGGCGCCGAAUUUCAUGCCGGCCAUGGGGAUCAUGUCGAUCCCGGCAUCUGGACGUGCCUCACCGGAAGGGGGGCCCUCGCGACGGGAGUCCACGAGCCUUGGGCCCAGUGCGGAGGCCCGGCGCUCGGUCGGCGAGGUGGUCGGUGUGCAUGGCGUCGAUGACAUCGGCCGGGCGGCCUUGUCGGUUGGCUUGGCGUGCGACUUCACGCGCGACUCUUCCCCCUCCUCCUCCUCCUCCUCCUCAUCGGGUGGGUCCUCCUCCGCCGAUCGCAUGGUGGCCGUGCGCUUCCACGUGCCAACGGGAUCGUUGGCCGAUUGCAUUGAUGCGAACCUCUGCCGGCCAGUGUCCACCCUUCUUGAUGGCCACACUUAUCACCUGUCAGCGCGGUACUGGGCCGCCCUGCCGAAGCAGCCUGCCGAUGGGGCGGUCCUCCUGCGGCAUGUGCAUGAUGGUGUUCUGCAGAUGGCCUCCUUCUCGCCGCGCGUGUGGACCGACAUCCGUAUGCAGAUCGCCUCGGACAUGUACCCCGGCACUCUGAAUCUCUGGUUCCGUGAUCACCGGGGCAUUCAGCCGGUCUCUGGCCGGCCUUCUGCUACGUCGCUGCCGCGCCUCUCCAUCCUCCAAAGUGGCCCACAGCAUGUCCCGCCCAAUGUUCGCAUCGAUCUCCGCGCGAUCCACUCGAUGCGCAUCCUCUCCAGUGCCGUGUCACAGCCCGACCUCACCCCUAGCUGGUCACACACCGGCGGGCCGAUCCCCAGCAGCCCCUCGCUACCUGAUGGGCUGGCCAGUCGCUUCACCCCGCCGCCGGAUUCUCAUGUCCUGGCCAUCACAUACUUUGCCGGGGGACCAGCCGAGCUGGGGUGCCUGGCGCUCGGUCACCAUCGGACCACGCCGGUGCGUCACCUGCGCACGGUGCACCUCCUGGACCGGGAUCUCUUCUUGCUGGUGUCCUGGAUGCAUUCCAUCUGGUCGGCGGCCCUGGCGCAUUGUUUGGCCGGGCGCCUGCCUCUGUGCGCGCUGCCGGUGCUGGGCGGCCUGGACGCCACGCCGGCCUUCACCGAUGGCCCCAGCAGCGACUUGGCCCCGGAGUCGGUCACCUGCUGCGAGGUGGUCUUCCACACGUCCGAGGUGUCCGGUCGGCGGGACCGUUGGGCCAACUCCCUGCCGCCCGUGCCGCGGUUGCUGAGCUCCACGCCGCUGGAUGGUCCGCUGGUGUUGAACAAUCGCCUGUGCUUUGACAGCCGAGAAGUGGCGGCUGGCGUGGCCCCUGGCCCGGCUCCCGGGCCGGACCCUCUCAAUCCGGCCACCCGCUCCCCCGGAGAGGAGUACCUUCGGCAGCACGAUCCCCGGACAUUGGGGUUGGUCAUGGUGCGCUUCUCGGCUGGGCUGCUGCGUGCGGCCCAGACCGCCUGGCGGUAUGCCCUCGUGGCACGGACCCUGCCCGGGCUGGAGCCCCAGCCGGACGCCCCGGCCCCAAGCAUGGCACCCAGUACGGCGGCCGUGGCCGCGGCACACCGGGCCCUCCGUGCUCUGGAGUAUUUGGCGGCUCAACUCCAACGCCUGCCGGUGGAUCGCCUCUGCCUGAAUGGCCUGGUGGAUGGGUUCAACACCAUUGGCACGGCCUCGCUGGACACGGUGUUCAGUGUGCUGGCCGCUGACAAUGCCCUGAAGCAGGCUUUCCUGAGCAAUGUCUACUCGGCGAUGUCCCUGCACGCGGGACUCGUGCUGAGUCUGUCCAGGGAUGCGGCAGUCUAUGACCCGCAGCUGGAGGCCAUAUCGGCCGGAGUGGUGUCUCCGGCGCCGGCUCCGGCGCCGGGCAAUUCCGGCGGUCUGUUGUCUUCACUGGGCAGCUUGCUGUCCUUUGGCCAGGCGCCCCCGGGCAAGGCGUCGCCCGGGGAGCCCUCCUCCCAGCGGUAUUACUUCCAAAACAUCAUGUAUGACAUCGGGGGACACCUGCUCAGCCAGGCCGACCUGCUGCUCCUGCUGCGGACCAAUGCCCCGGCAGGGGUUCUCCCGGCAUCGGGGCAGCUGCAACGCGAGUGCCCGCUGCUGGGGGUGUCACCGCGGCCCUUCGAGCGUGCGGACCCGCGUAAUCGGGCCCUCGCGCCGCUGAUCCCUCCCCGGUCCACCGGACUGCGGCCCAAUUUCGCCCAGUCGCGCUCAUCUUCGGAGCUGGCGCGUGAGCUGGCCUCCUUCGAUCCCCGGGCCACCUGGUUCCUGGCCGCCGGCAUGGCCUGUGGCUCGCGCCACUCGUGGGUCCUAGAUUGUCCGGCUACCGAGCCGGCCCGGCUGCCGACCCUCCUGCCAGCCGAGCCGCUGGGCGAUGCGGAGGUGGCCCUGGCUCAGGGCAUUCGCCGGGACUCGCGUGUGCUCGGCUCCAUCCAGGGGAUCCUGGAUCAUGCAGCUCGGCAUGCGGCGCAAGACCUGUGCCUCUUCGUGCUGGACAAGAAGCCCGUUCGUCUGGAUGUAUCGCCACUGUUGGCCUGGUUCUCGCAUGACUUCCCGGGGAAGUUUGGCCUUGUCCGCGCACUGCUCUCGCAUCAGAAUCCCACAAUCGCCUCGCAGGUGGCCAUGGUCCUUUCGGCGCUCGACCCGCAGGCUUCAGCCGGUCAGCCACUUGCCCAGCCAAAUGAGCCGUCCCCGUCGAUCGCCCUGCGCCUGAGUGACUCGGCUCUCGGGGUUUUGCACAUCCAGACCCGCCAGCCGCCGCCGGCUUUGAGCGCGCGUGAUGCCGAAUUUCUGGCCCAAUUGGGGGCCGCUCCCCGGGUGGGGCGCUUUGCCCCGGCCGCCCUGCUGCGCUUCCCCUUCCUGGAGGACGACCGCAGCGGCGGAUCAACCUACCAGCUGGAGGGCGACCGACGCGUGGGCGACCCCCGGCGGCGCUCCGUCGGGGCAUCCUUCCCGGUUGACAGCUCGCACUGCCUUGUGGUGUUGGAUGAGGGAAGCGUGUCGGCUCUUGAGCGACAUCUGCGCCUCUGCCGCAUCUUCUCUUCUUGAGGGAAAAAAAAAGGGGGACCAGCGGGUUUCCCGUCACAUUUGUCCUCCCCCCCCCCGCCCUUUCGCCGUUCCGUCCCUCUAGCCGCCCUUGUUUUCAUUUCUUGCCGUUUCCGCUGCCCCCCCCCCCCCUUCCCCAUGUGAACGCUCUUGACCAGGGCGCCUCUGCCUUAGCAGGGGGAUCCCUGUGUCGGAGAUAUAGAGCAUUCCGUGGAAAUAUACUUCCCUUUGAAUGCAUGCGCGCGAUCCACCCUUGUGCAUGGAAAAAAUAAUUAUAAUAAUAGACACAUCUACAUACGA
Molecule: messenger RNA, 5627 nt
Organism: Fonticula alba
Lineage: Eukaryota; Rotosphaerida; Fonticulaceae
Exons: 5
Coding region: 90-5330 (1746 amino acids)
Source: RefSeq, a predicted model, not a curated record